UCGCUAUCUAACGCAACCUAACAAGCCUUUCAACUUCAAUCCUUAGCUCCUAGCUACACUAUUCAAUCAAAAAUCAAGAACUUGAUAUUCUUUAUAAUUCUGGCCACUUCCAUGCUAUUUGUUGCUACUGUGGUUUUUCGACUCCUUCUGGAUCCUCCUUUUGCUGUUAGGGGGAAAGAUUUCCUUUCUAAGCAACCCAGUAUUUGAAGCACAUUAGGCUGGUUCUGUAUUGCUCAUUGUAAGUGAUUGAAUAAGUGUAAAAAGAAAAGAUGGAUAGUUGUUGGAACUUGGAGCAGAAGACACUGAUUAGUGAGCUAAUCCAAGGGAUGGAGCUAGCUAAACAGUUGAGGGCACAUUUGAACACGGCUUCUUCGGUUGAAACUAGGGACUCUUUAAUACAGAGGAUUUUAUCUUCUUAUGAGAAGUCUCUCUUGAUUCUCAACUGGAGUGGGUCGAUGGGACAGCAGCAGCAGCAGCAGCAAAAUUUUGGAGCUACAGUUGGUGUUGUCCCAGAGUCUCCUAUAUCCUUGAAUGGAAGUCCUGGAAGUGAUGAUUUUGAUGGGCGUCACAAUGAUGUCUCAAAGAAGAGAAAGACAAUGCCCAGAUGGACAGAUCAAGUUAGAGUGAGCUCUGAAAAUGGGCUGGAAGGACCCCAUGAUGACGGCUAUAGCUGGAGAAAAUAUGGGCAGAAAGAUAUUCUUGGAGCCAAAUAUCCCAGAAGCUAUUACAGAUGCACCUACAGAAAUACCUUGAACUGCUGGGCUACAAAGCAAGUGCAAAGAUCAGAUGAAGAUCCCACCAUAUUUGAUGUCACAUACAGAGGACUACACACUUGUUCUCAUGGCCAAAAAUCUGUUCAACAGCCAGCAUCACCAGAAAAACAAGUACAUAAACAAAACAUUAAUCAACAACUACAAUCACAAGAAGCCCUCUUUAACUUUCAAAAGGGCCUGAGGGUUAAUACUGAGGACAUAGACAAUACAGAGAUUGCAUUUCCUUUCUCUUUUCCACCUAGAUAUGGAAGUAUGGAAAGUUCAGGCACUUAUUCUCCAUCUUUCAUAUCUCCAACCACCCCUGAACCAAACUACUAUGUCUCACCAUUCCAGAUGAACAAUUUUGUAGGAGUUCAAAAUUUGCAGCACCGUUACGAAUCUGAUUUCACUGAUAUCAUUUCCGCCACUACCUCUGCUGCCAAUUCUCCAAUUGUGGAGCCCGACUUCUCUCUUCAGUCACUGGAAUUGGAUCCAAACUUUCCAUUUGACAUGCCAGGAUUUUUCUCUUAACUCCACUAAGACAUUGAAAAUAAGAAAUGAGGAAAGAUAGCUUUUGGCUUGCUGUUACCACAGUAGUGUAUCAUAAGCAAGAAGAGGAUGCAUGUAAAAGGGCAUUAGUUUUGAUAGUAUUGUAAAAUUUAGAAGUUUUCUUAUAAAUAGCAAUGCUAAUUGUAUGGUUACAUAUAACAAUCUCCAUAAAAAUUGGAUAAUCCAAAGAUCCAUUCCAGACAA
Messenger RNA from Hevea brasiliensis (rubber tree), 1505 nucleotides. RefSeq names its product probable WRKY transcription factor 41. Gene Ontology annotation, biological process: regulation of DNA-templated transcription. Gene Ontology annotation, molecular function: DNA-binding transcription factor activity; transcription cis-regulatory region binding. The record is from RefSeq and is a predicted model, not a curated record. The transcript has 3 exons. Lineage: Eukaryota; Viridiplantae; Streptophyta; Magnoliopsida; Malpighiales; Euphorbiaceae. The coding region runs from base 270 to 1283 and encodes 337 amino acids. Gene Ontology annotation, cellular component: nucleus.